AUGGUAUCUGCAUUGACGGACUCCAUUGAGGCCGAGUCGGAGGCGAAGGACGUGCUGGUUGAAUGCCCUUCCACUCACUCGGACCAUGACGACCGCGCUGCGCGUUGCGUGGAGAGAACAGCGCGACGUUGUCGGGUGCGGUCGUGGUAUGCGCACAUGGUACUGAUCCACCUGUCCGAGUUUGGGGCGGAGGCAGCGCGCGGUCUCGUCUUGCCCACGCUGUUCACGUACGUCCAGGAACUCGGGGGCGGACUAGAGGACGUCGGUCUGCUCACUGCACUCUUUAGUGUCGGAAGGUUCUUCUCGUCGCUGUUGUUUGGUUGGCUCUGUGAUCGCACGUCGUUUCGAGUGCUUUACAACGUCGCGGGCGCGAGCGCUGUGCUGGGCAACUUGAUGUAUGUGCUGCCAUACAGUCCAUCUGUGCGCAGCAGGACGUUGCUCGCGGUCAGUCGACUGGUGAUUGGGUUUGGCGCUGGCAAUCGAAGUGUCUGUCGGGCGAACAUUGCAAUGCUCACGCGCGUAGACCAGAGGCUGGAGUUCUUUACGCUGUUUGCCACGGUCGUCUUCCUCGCGUAUGCGCUGACUCCCGGACUCGGGAGCGUCAUGGGCAACACGGAGAUUGAGAUCGCUACUGACUUGCUGCAGUUCAACCGGAUCACUGCUCCAGGGUUUCUGCUUGUGGCGCUCAACCUGUUUACGAUACUCGUCAACAACCUCAUUUUCGACGACUCGAUCUCGCGCGACGACGCUCCAGGAUCGCCAACGUCCGUCGUGUGUGCACCGUCAGACGGCACGCAAUCGACCGCAAAGGGGCUGACAAUUAUUGUCGACAAGCCGGAGAAGUCCACCGAGAUGAAAGCCACACAAGACGUGACGUCGAUGUUAUCGGAACGAGCGGUGACCGUGGGCAUGCUGGUGUUUAUCUUCUUGAACUUCAUCACGCGCGGGAUCCUGUCGAUUUUCGAGACUGUGAACGUGCCGCUGUUUCUACAAAUGACGAAUCGAAACACUCUCCAGGAACAAAACUCAGUCGAAGCGACACGGGCCGCGUCUACUUUCUAUCUCGUCAUUGGACUCUUGGGCCUCAUCUCGUACGGCUCGGUGCACGUCUUGCGAAGAAAAGUCGCGGAUACGGCCUUCCUGCUCUUUGGCUUUGCCAUGCUGCUCGUGGGCAACGCCAUUUUGCUCACCGUGUGCGCCGACAUGCACGUGAACAACGAGCAAAGCGGUGACGUCGACAAAGACCACUCUGCGCAGCAAUUCGACAUCUUUGUGACUGCCGAGUCGUUUGUUUGGAGCGUUGGCUGUCCACUUACAUCGGCCGUGGUCGUGUCAGCGUUUUCCAAAGUCCUGGGCUCACGACCCCAAGGUUUGCUCAUGGGGGUAUUUGGUGCGUCCGCGUCGGUGGCUCGCAUGGUCUUGCCGUUUCUGCCGAGUCUGCUGGCAUCGUGGCCUCUGCUCUUUCUCGUCAACAUGGUGCUCUGUGCGACCUGCAUUCUUGUGCUGUCGUUGUACCUCGGCUUUAUCUCGAGCCAGGGUCGCAAGACGGACGGUAGAUGUGCGGUCACGUACCACAGCGUGCAGCUUCACUCUGACGGCCGGGAAGCUGCUUGA
Hyaloperonospora brassicae is the source of this 1614-nucleotide messenger RNA. NCBI's taxonomy places the organism in Eukaryota, Oomycota, Peronosporomycetes, Peronosporales, Peronosporaceae. The record is from the annotation of a GenBank genome assembly.